AAAAUGCUAGAAACCAGUGGAAAGAACAAUGUAAUGGAUAUUCAAUUGGAGAAGACUAACUGUUUAUUAAAAAUAAUGCAGUCAAAGGAAGUGUCAGUUAAAGAAGAAUGUACUACUCUUCAUAAUGUGAUAAAAGGGCUACAGCAGACCAUUGAAUAUCAACACAACUUGAAAGGUGAAAAUGAACAACUAAAAAGAAAUGCUGAGCUUAUGAAAGAGAAGUUUAAAUCUCAUGAACAGGAAUAUAAAAAUAAUAUUGCCAAACUUAUAAGUGAAAUGAAAAUCAAAGAGGAGGGACAUAAGGUAGAAAUAAGCAGGCUUUAUCAGGAUUUGCAGAAAAAAGUUGAAUUAAAUGAAGAAAAACAUAGAGAACUAAUAGAGAAAAAGGAGGUGGAAAUUUCAGAGUUAAAUGCAAAAUUAAGAACUCAAGAAAAAGCAAAACAAAAUGAAAUAAUCAAGCUGCAUCUAGAGUUUGAUGCCAAACUAGCAAGAGUUCAGACGAAAUCAAAAUCAUAUGCAGAUGCUUCUGUUUUGCCACAGAGUAUCUACAGAAGGAAGCUUCAACAUCUUCAAGAAGAAAAAAAUAAGGAGAUUGCAAUUCUUCGUAGUACCAUUUGCGACUUAGAACAACGCCUUUCUAUUAACAAAGAUUCACACCUUAAGCGUAGACGGUUUUGAACACAGCAGUAAAUUCAUUAGUUAUUA
Castor canadensis (American beaver) is the source of this 705-nucleotide messenger RNA. NCBI's taxonomy places the organism in Eukaryota, Metazoa, Chordata, Mammalia, Rodentia, Castoridae. The record is from RefSeq and is a predicted model, not a curated record.